Chaetomium strumarium is the source of this 789-nucleotide messenger RNA. Its product is annotated as thioredoxin-like [2Fe-2S] ferredoxin-domain-containing protein. The transcript is spliced from 3 exons. The record is from RefSeq and is a predicted model, not a curated record. Gene Ontology annotation, molecular function: oxidoreductase activity. Lineage: Eukaryota; Fungi; Ascomycota; Sordariomycetes; Sordariales; Chaetomiaceae. The coding region runs from base 1 to 789 and encodes 262 amino acids.
AUGGCGAGCAAGCUAGCACCCUUCCUCCUGCGGACGGCCGUCCGGUCGGCAAGCCGGGCAGCGCGGCCCCUCGCCCCCCAGACCCGCGCAUUCUCGCGCUCGGGGAGGAGACAGAGCGACAACCUCAUGGUGCACCGCAACACGCCGGACAACAACCCCGACAUCCCCUUCAAAUUCACCCCGCAGAACGAGGCCAUCAUCGCCGAGAUCCUCAAGCGCUACCCUCCGCAAUACAAGAAGGCGGCUGUGAUGCCGCUGCUCGACCUGGGCCAGCGGCAGCAUGGCUUCACCAGCAUCAGCGUCAUGAACGAGGUGGCGCGCAUCCUCGAGAUGCCGCCGAUGCGCGUCUACGAGGUGGCUUCCUUCUACACCAUGUACAACCGGACCCCGGUGGGCAAGUUCCACGUGCAGGCCUGCACAACGACACCGUGCCAGCUGGGCGGCUGCGGCAGCGACGCCAUCGUGCAGGCGAUCAAGGAGCAUCUGGGCAUCAAGCAAGGGCAGACGACGGCCGACGGGCUCUUCACCUUCAUCGAGGUCGAGUGCCUGGGCGCGUGCGUCAACGCGCCCAUGGUGCAGAUCAACGACGACUACUACGAGGACCUCACCCCGGAGUCCAUCAAGUCGCUGCUGACGGCGCUCAAGGAGAGCGUGACGGACGUGAGCAAGGCCGCACAGGUGCCCAAGCCGGGCCCGCUGAGCGGGAGGCACUCGUGCGAGAACAGCGCGGGCAUCACCAGCUUGACGAGCGAGCCGUGGGGGGUCGAGAAGACGAGGGAUGAUUUGUAG